Rhodofomes roseus is the source of this 1005-nucleotide messenger RNA. Its product is annotated as P-loop containing nucleoside triphosphate hydrolase protein. NCBI's taxonomy places the organism in Eukaryota, Fungi, Basidiomycota, Agaricomycetes, Polyporales, Fomitopsidaceae. Gene Ontology annotation, biological process: double-strand break repair via homologous recombination; reciprocal meiotic recombination; telomere maintenance. The coding region runs from base 1 to 1005 and encodes 334 amino acids. Gene Ontology annotation, cellular component: centrosome; Rad51B-Rad51C-Rad51D-XRCC2 complex; replication fork. Gene Ontology annotation, molecular function: single-stranded DNA binding; ATP-dependent DNA damage sensor activity; ATP binding. The record is from RefSeq and is a predicted model, not a curated record. The transcript is spliced from 7 exons.
AUGCGCCUCCAAGCUAUCUCUCCCUCGCCUCCCCGAGCGCUGCUCGACGCUCUGGCGCAGCUUGGGAUCAGAACGGAUACGGACUUGCUCUUCUCCGCCGACCCUAUCGACAUCUUCCGAAAGCUACCAUCUAGUACUUUGAGCCUCCAUGACUUCCAUUCAUUCGUCGCCCAGGUGUCACAACAAGCAUCAGCGCCAGCCGUGUGCGGAGACGUGCUUUUUGAGCAAGAGAAGAGGAAGGAAGAAAACGACCUAUAUAGUGAUCUCACUACAGGAGUGCGAGAACUUGAUGGGCUACUCGGCGGACUCGCACCUCCCCGCGUCAUUGAGGUGUCCGGCGAUAGAGGGUCCGGAAAGUCGUCUCUUGCCCUCCAAGUCGUCCUGCGACAUCUCUCUUCGGACCACAACGUCGGAGCGUUGUGGAUUGAUACAACCGGCGACUUCUCCGCUGACAGUAUCCCCCGUCUCUUGGAGUCAUAUGAGGGCCAUAGCCCUGAGGCUGUUUCCACCACACUGGAAAGACUGCAAGUCGCCCUCGCCUUCGACAUCGAGACGGCGCACGACGUACUUGAGAUGCUCCGGACGACUUUGAGCACUCACCCAGAUGCCCCUCCGGUAACGCGCUGUGUGGUCAUAGACACUGUCACAUCACUUCUGGGUUCGCUGCUCAGCGCAGUCUCCUCCCAAGGCCACGCCAUCAUGACCACGUUCAUGCGCCAACUCCAGACACUUGCCGAGUCCUUCUCUUUGACUAUUCUGGUGAUCAACACGUCCACGAAAUGCACGCCACGCAACCCCGACUCCGUAUUCGCCACAACGGACAGGAAACCCGCGCUCGGGCCAUCGUUCACCUUUCUCACCGACACGACGCUCUGGCUGGCGAGGCGCGAGACCGCGGAGGAUGGAGGUGCGACGCACGUCGCGGAGGUCUUCCGCUCGAGACUGGUGCCUUCUCGGACGUGGUGUAGUUUCAAGAUCCGGCACGGGAUACUGUCAGAUACGUAG